AUGUUGAACUCCAUUCCAUUCGUGCUUGCUCUAGCAGCCUACACUCAAGCUCACGCUGGACACGAGCACGAUCAAGAGCCACUAGCUGGCCCUCUGGAAAAGCUAUGGUACAACACGAUCCCGGGUGAUGGAGGCACUCAGGCAGACUCGGUCUUCUCGGGCAUCAGCACCUUCGGCAGGCUUCCUUACCACCCAUGCCUCGCGAACGAAGACGUCAAGUACGACCUUGCGUUUAUAGGUGAGCGUUGGGCAUUCGAGGCUCUUGGGGAUAUGGCUGACGGUACACUCCGUGGAUACCAGGCGCUCCGUUCGACACCGGUACCUCUUACCGCCCUGGUGCAAGAUUCGGCCCGUCAGGUGGUCAACAAGGUGUUUGAAGUGUCUUUGGGGCUCACCAAGACCCCUUCUAGUGGCGGUUACAACGUUCCGCUGGAUGCGAACCCCUUCCAUGACUGGGCAAAGGUCCUGGACUGCGGUGACAUUCCAGUAACAUCCUACGAUAAUGCCUUUGCUAUUCAUCAGAUCGAAGAGGGCCAUAACUCGAUCCUGAUGCGAGAGCCCGCGACCAAUGCAAAGGCCAAGGGCCUGUCAAAGAAAGGCAAGACCUUGCCACGAGUGAUUACGCUCGGCGGCGACCACACCAUCACACUGCCUCUUCUCCGCAGCAUGAACAGAGCAUAUGGUCCGAUCACGGUCAUCCAUUUCGACUCCCAUCUUGACACCUGGAGGCCGAAGGUGUUUGGAGGUGCCCCAAGCCACCAAGCCAGCAUCAACCAUGGGACAUACUUCUACCACGCCAGCCAAGAGGGCCUUUUACGCAACGACACCAACAUCCAUGCCGGCAUCCGCACGACUCUCAGUGGGUUAAGCGAUUACGAGAACGAUGGGUACUGCGGAUUCCAUAUCGUGGAAGCGAGGGAGAUUGAUACCAUUGGGACGGAAGGCAUCAUCAAGAAGAUACACGAGCGAGUCGGCCACACUAACCCCGUCUACCUCUCCAUUGACAUCGAUACGCUCGAUCCAGCAUUCGCCCCAGCGACUGGGACGCCUGAAACUGGCGGAUGGUCCACUCGUGAGCUCCGUACAAUCAUCCGUGGGCUUAAGGGUAUCAAUCUCGUCUCGGCAGACAUUGUUGAGGUCGCUCCGGCCUACGACACGAAUGCGGAGCUCACCACGAUGGCCGCAGCUGAUACGCUGUAUGAGGUGAUGUCCUUGAUGGUGUUGGGAGGACCCCUGAGUGUGAAGGAGGAUGACAGCAGCACCGAAGAUGCGUGA
Molecule: messenger RNA, 1275 nt
Organism: Saxophila tyrrhenica
Lineage: Eukaryota; Fungi; Ascomycota; Dothideomycetes; Mycosphaerellales; Extremaceae
Exons: 7
Coding region: 1-1275 (424 amino acids)
Molecular function (GO): metal ion binding; agmatinase activity
Source: RefSeq, a predicted model, not a curated record